GAUCUUUCCAGGGGCGGGACGGGGGCAGAACGCUGCGGUUACCUACGGAUAAGUAGCCUCGGCCUUGUUUCUAUGGAACCUUGCUGAAAGGUUGCCGGUAAUAGGAAAGCUACGUAAACAGAAAUGGUACAGUAGAUCUGUCUUUAAACUAUGGGCACCUUCGAUAGAUAAUUAGCAGCAAUAGUUUGGUGCUUCUGUUUUUCAUCACUGGUUAUUUGGACAAAUCACGAUUUCACAGCUUCGUUCGAAUUUCGGAAGCGGAGGUCACAUUCGGUCCGCAUUCGGACUUGCCCGUAACUUGCAAACAGAGAGGGUGAAGCUCAAACGUAAUACUUGUUACUGCAUUAAUUGUAUUACGCACUUCUACAAUGUAUCAACAAUAGGCUACAUUAUACAUCGCGAUUCUUGACGUAGGCGCUUCUUCAUGUGACCUGACUUCCCGAUGUGCUACUAAAGUUCUGUAGUUCUCAUGGACUUCUCGUGAAUUUAGUUUAAUGUAGUAGGCAUUAGACAGUAAACGGGUUUUAAAUCAACAUUCUUAAAUCAACAAACAAAUCAUAAGACGCAACAUGGCUUUUGCCAUUCCUAUGGUUAUAGUUACGCUGUUUUGGGGAUUUGUUGGAGGGGUGGUACCAUGGUUUAUUCCGAAGGGACCAAACAGAGGGUGAGUAUUGCGGGGCAGAAUUCAUUUUCUACUGUGCAGGAAAUGUGAAAGAGAUGAGAAUGAAAAAUAAUCCUGUCUGUCGGAUUUUAUUGUAUAAUAUCGAUAUUAUAUCACAAAAAGUAUGAAAUGUAUAAGCAAAUUACGUUUUUGUUAUGGCCCACUCUUUGAUGGUGUGGCUUUAAACUUUAGAAAAAUAACAUGUUUAUUCCAUGGCAUUACUGUAUGAAUGGCCAUAUCUGCUUCUCACAGGGUCGUCAUUACCAUGCUAGUAUUGACUGCAGUUUGCUGCUACUUGUUCUGGUUGAUAGCCAUUCUCUCCCAGAUGAAUCCACUGUUUGGACCUGCUUUGAGUAAUGACACUAUUUGGUAUCUGCAAUUCCACUGGCGCUGACUCUGCCCUCAAUGACUGAGAAAGGCCCAGGAGGACCAAGGACAAAGGCAUCAUAAACCUGUCCAUUUAGCUUCUUUUAAACUUUAUAUCUGACUCUUGGUUUACCUAAGAUAAUGGUCAAAUCAAAUUUAUUUAUAUAGCCCUUCUUACAUCAGCUGAUAUCUCAAAGUGCUGUACAGAAACCCAGCCUCCAAACAGCAAGCAAUGCAGGUGUAGAAGCACGGUGGCUAAUCAUGGUAAUAAAUAUACUGAAAUAGCUUGCAAAUGGAAGUCAUGCUAGCCUGUAAAUCAGUUAGCAACAUCUAGGGAAGCUAUAUCUGUGAAGGAAUUUGAAAAUGAGGGGGCAAGUGGUUGAGAUACACAAAGCAUCAUUGAGUGAAAGUGAUUGUUUUAUUUCUUACUGCUGAGUAAUAGCCUCUUCUAUUGAUAGAGAGGGGGGGGGCUGGCAUGUGGCCGGGGAGUGCAGGCAGAUCUAAGUCCUCCAGACUUUCCCACAAGGCCCUGAGCUCAGACCCUCCCACCAAUGGAAUCCUUGGCUUUGUUAAAAUGUAUUUUAUUAACCACACAGUUACUAAGUAUUUUAAGUUAAAUGCUCUUUGAAUGUAUGAUAUAGGAUCUUCAGCGAUGAUUGGAUUCACAUUACCGUGCUCAUCCUAUCAGCUUUAAGUGUUUCUCAAAACUCAUGUUGUCUUGUUUAUUUGUCUGUUAUAAUUAAUAUUUGAAGGUGCCUCAAAAUCCACUUUGUGAUUUUGUUUUUGGACUGUAUGUACAUUUUUGGGGACACAAUGUGCCCAAGCAAUUUCUGUACAGGCAGUAAUGUUGACUAAAUGAGUUAACCUAGUCUGUAUGUUCCAUGUUUAUCUUGCCCCGGGCACAUUUUUCCCAACAUAGUAACAAUGUCAAAUCACAGUACAUAACAUAUAGCAUUAUGGCAGAUCUAAUCAAAGAUGUUAUUUAUAAUGUACAGUAUAAUAUUUGUAAACCCUAAUGACUUGAGUUUCAUGCUUGCACCAAGCAAGUGUAGCCUAGAGCCUUUGGAAAUAUAUAAGUGUCAUUAUUAAAGUAUUUAUAUUACUUCCCUAUUAUAAAAAUGUCUGGAUAAUUGUAUUAUAGCAUCUGAGGUGUGUGCAAUGCUCUGCAUUGUGUGCAGUAGUAUACUGUAAUUUAGGUGCAAUGUUUUGGGUCAAUCUUAAAGCUUCAGUGCGAUUGGUCAGUGAGGGACCACGUGACUACGUAGUCACGCGCUUACCAAGGAACCCGUCAGGAAGAAGAAAAACAAAACAAACGCAAGAGAAAGGCAGCGUGGACUCCAUUGAAAUUGCUUUGUUAUUGCUCAGAUAGGAAUAAACACGAAGCGAAACACGACACAAAACGUUCAUAUGGGGUUUCUAAAGAUUUUUCUACUGUCGGUUGACAUCAUCCGAAGACGACUGGGACACGAGGUGGAGGAAAAAUUCACAAUAAGGAACAGAGAUCGGUGCUCGGCGAUGCCUCAGCCCGGCAUCAGUGGAAUGGAUCUUCCCUUUGGGGAUUUCUUUCAAAAUUAUACUUUUGCUGAUCAGGCGCUGACCAGCACGGACCUGUUGGCGAGUAACACAGACCCAGACUUCAUGUACGAACUGGACAGAGAAAUGACUGCUUGCCUAAGUCCUAGAGUUGAUCACUUCACGGUGGGGGACUGCAAGGAGAUGGAGUGUGGGGAGCACCUCAUGGAGCUGGUGGACAGCGACCCGGCCUACAGCUCGAACUUUGAGCAGUGGGAUACGUACUGGGAGGACCUGACCAAGUACACUCGUUUCACCAGCUGUGACAUCUGGGGCACCAAGGAGGCAGGCCUGGAUGACUUCUCCAGCCCUUACCAAGAUGAGGAGGUGAUUGCCCGGACCCCCACCUUGGCUCAGCUCAACAGCGAGGACUCGCAGCCCCCUGUGUGUGACACACUCUACCACCCUGAUCUGCUGAUAGGGGGCCAGAAGCAGCACACCUCCCUCCACCCACUCUCCCUGAGCAAGAAGACAGCCGCCCGCCCGGGCACUUCCUCUUCCUGCUCCAACCUGGUCAAGAACCCCCUGGGCGACUUUGCCAAGGGUUCCCAGAAGGCCACCUGGCCUGUCCCCUCCAGCACAGAGACAAUGUCCAAGGCCCAGGGAACCAGCAAGAUGGCCACCCUGGGCUACCACUGCAAUGACUACGUGCGCAAAGCAAAGGUUCGCAUCAGCAUGCCCCACCGGCCCCUAGUCGACAUGCCCACGGCCUCCCAUCAGGUUGAGGCCGAAAACCACUUCACGUACAGCAGCAAGCCCCCUGAGCUGGCCACCACAUCUGGCUGUGCUGCCCCCGUGGCUGCUCCUGCUACUGCAGCCUCUGCCUCUGCCUCCGCCAGCACUCUGGCCUAUGAGAAGACGGUAGAGCUGCCUCGCCGGGAGAUGCCACCCGCCUCAGUGGGCACGUCUGGAGCUGUGCCCCCUAUGCUCCACUACCCUGUAGCUGGGGCUGGGGCCAGUGAGACCCUGCUGACUGCCAGUGGGACUGACCCAGUCUCUGACAAGAAGAAGGAGGAGGAGCACAACUACUCCCUGUUCCUAACCCGAGCCAGGCUGGCCGGGAAAGCCCUCACUGAGGAGGAGGAGGAGGAGGAGGAAGAGGAGGAGGACGAAGAGGAGGAGGUGGGGGAGGACGAAGAGGAUGCUGAGGGGGUGGAGCUGGAUGAAGAUCUCGAUGAAGAUCAUGAUGAGGGUUUUGGCAGCGAGCAUGAGCUCUCUGAGAAUGAUGAUGAGGAAGAUGAGGAGGACGAUGAUUAUGAGGGGGAUAAAGAUGAUGACAUGAGCGACGCCUUCUCCGAGCCAGGUAGCCAUAUAUCAGGAUGUGACAAUGACGCGGUGGAGGACGUGAAGGGGCUGACGGCAGGGAUCUCCAGGAAGAGGGGCAAGCGCCGCUACUUCUGGGAGUACAGCGAGCAGCUCACCCCCUCCAAGCAGGAAUGCUUGCUCAAGCCGUCUGAGUGGGACAGGGAGACCCUGCCCAGCAACAUGUACCAGAGGAAUGGCCCACACCACGGGAAGUACACUCUGAAGAAGUCUCGGCGGACAGAUGUGGAGGACUUGACCCCUAACCCUCGCAAGCUGCUGCAGAUCGGGAACGAGCUGCGUAAGCUCAACAAAGUGAUCAGUGAUCUGACCCCGGUCAGCGAGCUGCCCCUCACAGCCCGCCCACGCUCCCGCAAGGAGAAGAACAAACUGGCAUCCAGGGCCUGUCGACUGAAGAAGAAAGCUCAGUAUGAGGCCAACAAAGUCAAGCUGUGGGGUCUGGGCACAGAAUACGAUCGGCUUUUGUUUGUCAUCAACACCAUAAAGGAAGAGAUAGUGAACAGAGUGCAGGAUAUCUGCGACGACAAGGGAACUAGCAUGACUGAAACUCUGGACAAACUCAUCCAAGAGACCCUUGUGAAGUCACCAGUUGCCGGGCAGACGUCUGACUUUGUUAACCAGAUCCUAGAGAACACUGGCAAGGGGGAUCCCACUGGAGGACUGGUCGGGCUGCGCGUACCCACGUCUAGAGUGUAGACGGACCAUGUAGAGGUCUGGUGAUGGCAUACUCAAAGCCAUCCGCGCCAUUCUUGUCCCACACUGUAACGGCUCACCCUCUGCAUGACCAUUCCAUCCAGGAAUCGCAUCACCAUGCCCUGUGGGAAGACAUACAUACCACGCUCCAAAUGUAUGUAUGUCUUCACACUGUGAGCAUGUGCUGAAAUGAAACUUAGUAUCUAUCUCUGCACUAGUAGUCUGUUACUCGCCAUUUGUGCACGUGGCUAGUGCACGUGGCUAGUGCACGUGGCUAGUGCACGUGGCUAGUGUCUUUAGGGCCGCAGUGUUUGCGAAUUCAAAGCCAAUAUAUGAAAAAUACCUCCCGAAAUGUUUAUGUUGGAAGAAAAAAAAAAUCUGUCAAAACAGAAUGAUUAUCAGUUCUAGCUGUAGCCAUUUCCUGUAGCGUUCAAACGACCCGUUUCAUGCCUGCGUACCUGGGUGGGAAAGGCAACACAGGAUGCCGUUAUAUUUAGAGUGAGACGAUGGGAUGGCACGAGAUAUUUGCUAUUGAAACCUAAAUAGUAACUUGUCAAUCCCAUGUCCUUGUCACCUUUACUGAACUGUGCUUCUCAGAUGAAAAAAACCUUAAAACAGCCACUGGGUAUUCCAUAGUGUCUACUGUUGUGGAGGUAUAGGGAACGCUUCAUACCUGUUGUCUGCUUUCCCAUUCUAGCACCGUGGCAUUCACAUAGGAGGAGAUGUUACCCAAUACUCUCAGCCUGCCAACCACAUUAUAAGGCAACAAAAACACACAAGCACCUGAAUUACUACUAACAUUAAGAAAGUCUACUUUGACAGAAUGACGCUAAAAAUUUGUAGAAGUUGGGGGGGAUACACAGGAAUGCAGUGAAAGGUUGUUUUGCAAUUUGGCCUGAUUUUUCAAUUCCAUUGUCCUGUGUUUUUGCAGUUGAGAAGAUAUUUCAAAUAGACUUGAGCAGAAGGCCACUAUAUUCCCAUCCUUUGCAUGGGAAAAUUCUUAGUCAUCUGACUAUAAGCUAGAUGAUGUGAUUAUAACAAACCAUUUCCUCUAUCUAUAUACCCUUUGGUUGAAGCGUCUUCAAAUGAAAACACCAUUGGCUUCUUGCAAAGUAGGGAUGAGAGGGCUAAUAGUUUGAAGUUCCUUAGUUUGGUGUGUUCAUAUUUGUAUUUAAUAACAGUACUGUUCAUUGUGCCUUGUAUUUAAAGUGAGAUGAUUACACAAGUGGUUGAAGGAUAGUGGACCAUUUUACACUGAGGGAGAGCAGAACAUGGUGCAGGGAAGGUCAAGAGGUUUGUAAUGUAUUUCUGCUCUUUCAAGCUAUUCUGAAUGUACAUAUGGACAUGGAACAUGUAGAUAUAUGCCACAGAGUCUGUGCAUUGUAUUAUAAGAUGGCUCUGACAAAAAUGUACUUUGGUUAUCGGUACUUGGACUUUGGGGCUGGGGAUGGGGAUGGGAGGGUUAAAAAGGAUAUUCGUAUAGAAUUUAAAAAAUAUUUGCACACUAUAUUUUGAUUGCUUUUUGUACCAAAGACACAUGCAACGAAAACGGCGACUAGCCAGAUAAAGUAAGGUUUUGCACAGCUUACCUGACACCGUAUUGAAUGUAGGAAAUGUGGUAGGGUCAGGGAUUUUCAUUGAACUGUGAAAUUUGCUUGGGUCCAAUUACGUACUGAAAGAAGCAUUCAUUAACUUUUUCUAAAUGGCUCCUGUCAGUUGGCUUCUCAAGUAGAUUAGUUGCUUUAAAAACAUUUGAUAGAUUCCAAAAGUUACAUGUAAUACUUCCACUUCUUCUAUUGUGCUUUGGCACGAAGUAGAAAAGAGAUGGAGAACAAUUGCAUAAUACAAGUUUUAUUUUGACUGUUUGUCAAAACGUCACAAAUAACCAAAAGGUAUAUCACUUCUAUAAUUUAUGUUACACGACGAAUACACAUACAUAUAUGUUAUAUUAAGUGUUGUGUAUUUAUAGUAAUGUCCAUUCAUGCAUACACAUAUAUCUAUCUAUUGUGAAUUGCCACUUUCUCAAAUUGAUACGUUAAUAAGCAUGACACAUUUCUAAGGCCUAUCCUCACAUUCAGAGAAACUUUGAAAAAAAAAAUGGAAUGAAAAAAAAACAAACAUUUUUGUACUAUUUGCCUUUUUCUGUUGGUGCGCAUGUAUGUAAUUUGAGAGAUGUUCAGAGAAAUACAUUUCUGGAUGGAGACUCUGCAUGAGAUAGGGUAGGGUUUCUGGAUGGUGACUCUGCAUGAGAUAGGGUAGGGUUUCUGGAUGGAGACUCUGCAUGAGAUAGGGUAGGGUUUCUGGAUGGAGACUCUGCAUGAGAUAGGGUAGGGUUUCUGGAUGGUGACUCUGCAUGAGAUAGGGUAGGGUUUCUGGAUGGUGACUCUGCAUGAGAUAGGGUAGGGUUUCUGGAUGGUGACUCUGCAUGAGAUAGGGUAGGGUCUCUGGAUGGUGACUCUGCAUGAGAUAGGGUAGGGUCUCUGGAUGGAGACUCUGCAUGAGAUAGGGUAGGGUCUCUGGAUGGAGACUCUGCAUGAGAUAGGGUAGGGUCUCUGGAUGGAGACUCUGCAUGAGAUAGGGUAGGGUCUCUGGAUGGAGACUCUGCAUGAGAUAGGGUAGGGUCUCUGGAUGGAGACUCUGCAUGAGAUAGGGUAGGGUCUCUGGAUGGAGACUCUGCAUGAGAUAGGGUAGGGUCUCUGGAUGGUGACUCUGCAUGAGAUAGGGUAGGGUUUCUGGAUGGUGACUCUGCAUGAGAUAGGGUAGGGUUUCUGGAUGGUGACUCUGCAUGAGAUAGGGUAGGGUCUCUGGAUGGAGACUCUGCAUGAGAUAGGGUAGGGUCUCUGGAUGGAGACUCUGCAUGAGAUAGGGUAGGGUCUCUGGAUGGAGACUCUGCAUGAGAUAGGGUAGGGUUUCUGGAUGGUGACUCUGCAUGAGAUAGGGUAGGGUUUCUGGAUGGUGACUCUGCAUGAGAUAGGGUAGGGUUUCUGGAUGGUGACUCUGCAUGAGAUAGGGUAGGGUCUCUGGAUGGUGACUCUGCAUGAGAUAGGGUAGGGUUUCUGGAUGGUGACUCUGCAUGAGAUAGGGUAGGGUUUCUGGAUGGAGACUCUGCAUGAGAUAGGGUAGGGUCUCUGGAUGGAGACUCUGCAUGAGAUAGGGUAGGGUCUCUGGAUGGAGACUCUGCAUGAGAUAGGGUAGGGUCUCUGGAUGGUGACUCUGCAUGAGAUAGGGUAGGGUUUCUGGAUGGUGACUCUGCAUGAGAUAGGGUAGGGUUUCUGGAUGGUGACUCUGCAUGAGAUAGGGUAGGGUCUCUGGAUGGAGACUCUGCAUGAGAUAGGGUAGGGUUUCUGGAUGGUGACUCUGCAUGAGAUAGGGUAGGGUUUCUGGAUGGUGACUCUGCAUGAGAUAGGGUAGGGUUUCUGGAUGGAGACUCUGCAUGAGAUAGGGUAGGGUCUCUGGAUGGUGACUCUGCAUGAGAUAGGGUAGGGUUUCUGGAUGGAGACUCUGCAUGAGAUAGGGUAGGGUUUCUGGAUGGUGACUCUGCAUGAGAUAGGGUAGGGUUUCUGGAUGGUGACUCUGCAUGAGAUAGGGUAGGGUUUCUGGAUGGUGACUCUGCAUGAGAUAGGGUAGGGUUUCUGGAUGGAGACUCUGCAUGAGAUAGGGUAGGGUCUCUGGAUGGUGACUCUGCAUGAGAUAGGGUAGGGUUUCUGGAUGGAGACUCUGCAUGAGAUAGGGUAGGGUUUCUGGAUGGAGACUCUGCAUGAGAUAGGGUAGGGUCUCUGGAUGGAGACUCUGCAUGAGAUAGGGUAGGGUCUCUGGAUGGUGACUCUGCAUGAGAUAGGGUAGGGUUUCUGGAUGGUGACUCUGCAUGAGAUAGGGUAGGGUUUCUGGAUGGAGACUCUGCAUGAGAUAGGGUAGGGUUUCUGGAUGGUGACUGGGAGGGGUUCCUCCUGUUUUUUGUUUUCUUUGUGAAGAGGCUCUAGUUUUUUAGGGGUUGUUCUGAAAGUAAGGGAUUUAAUAUCAUGGAUAUCAUUCUGGUUUCUUUGUGCCCUCCGCCUCAGUUCUUGACACAAAGCUCAUCUGUUGCGCUGAGUCAUGGGGAAGAUUGAUAGAAAAUGAAUGGAUGAUAAGUCUCAAUUGAAUACUUGCAAUUGUAGUCUUAACCUGUAUUACAAUCUCAGCCCAGACGAAAUGAGACGAGCAGCUUUUAGAGAGAAAAUGCUCUUAGUUCAAGUGUCUGUCUUUGCUGCUGUAACUUGUCAAUUUGAAAGACUAGGUUUGCUAAUUUCAAGAGAACAAGGAGACUUAAGGCUGAAUUCAAUCAAACCGGCACAGCUGAAAACCCUCACUGCGGAAAAGUAACACUGUCUUUAUUCUGAGAAAGGGCAUGUUUUAAUUGAAAAUGUUUUCUUUUAUCUAGUGAACAUUUUCUUAUUUCAGUACUGAAGAUAUCUGAACAUGCCUUUUGUUUGCUGUAGAGAAACAAUGUUAUUGUUCUGCAAAGCAGGUUUCCCGCACUGUACGCCAUACUCUAACUAUUUUUGAUUGAAUUAAAAAGGGAAAAAAUACACUUUCUCUGAAACUAGAAUGAUAUGUUUGAUAAGAUAUCUUAUUCUACUUACUUUGUUAGUGUAGUAGUAAAUAUUCUCUAUAUACCGUCCAUGGUUUGUUUUUGUAGUGUUUCAUUUUGUAAAUGGAUUUAUCUUCUAAAUAUUAUAUUUGUAUAGUCUAUAUUACAUGUAUGAAAAAGAAAGCACUUUGUUCAAAAAAAAAAAAAAAAACAAGUAUGAAGAAAAGCAUUUUUCCUUCCAUUUGCUGCUAAACCGACCUUGUUUGAAUGCUGCAGUGAGUACUUGACUUCUGUAACCUGACCAGGACAGUGUGUUGGGGAGGUCUUAAGAGGGCAAUCAACCUUUGAUUACAAUGCCCCUAUGUUCUGAAUGACUCUAAUGUCAUGAAUUCAUUUGCCUUCAGUAGAGAUUUCCUAUGGAAAAACAAAUUCUGCUUUGGGUUUUUCUUCAGGUUGAUGUACAGUGUAGACACAUUUCUUCUGGGCAUUUGCCAGAGAGUUAUAUUGUUAUCAUUUUAAAAGUAAUUUGUACUUGUACUUAAUGGGGAAGGGGAGACUGAGGUGCUCACAACAGCUCACAUCCUUUUGUGAGUACCUCAGAAGGAAAACUAUAUCACUGUACUGUAUGGCAAGUAAUUUGCAGUGGAGAUUUAAUCCGGGAUACUUUUUGCCUUUUCAAACACCCAUCCAUUCACUUAAGAUGGCCAAUAGUGGGUUCAAUUGCGAAGUAGUGUUGCUGUGGCAACCGAUCUCGGCCAAUAUUGUACCGUCUACAACAAAGACCUUCAACCUGGUGAUAUGCUCAAAUCAACGAUGGCCUCUCCAUUGGGAUCACUGAUGGCAAGUGAGGUUGAGCUAGGGGAAUUAAUGUUGUGUAAGAAGCUAGUGGAACAUAGUGUUGUGAGGCUGAUUCCAGCAUCGGGUGUGUGUCCACGCAGGUUUUCACAUUUAACAUGAUGGGCGCAAGCUGUGCAACUUUACAUUCUAACCAGGAGACUCUGUGGCAUUUUAACAGUCAAGGAAGUGGUUGACAUUCAAAGCCAGUAACUAUUCCUUCUGCUCUAUUGACAUCAAACAUAUAAACAGAUAAUAGAUUGUGUAAUUAUGUGCUAGUGCUGAUAAUUGAAUCCAUUAUGGUCUCUUCUGCAGCGAAUCAGGGUAACUACCAUUCUUCUAAUAGAAAUAUAUGUAAUAGGAUAGUAAAUCAAAGGAAAAUAUAUUUAUGUAUUCCAAUUAACGUUGCGAUUUUUAUUUCUGCAGUUCAAUAACUCUGUGUGUGUUAAUAGGGAGUCAAUGUAAAACAAAAUGGUGCGAUGCUCUCUACAGGAUAAGAAUAGACAAAGGCCAAUGGACUUCUAAGUAUAAAUAUUUUACCUAGAUGAGUUUUUCUUUAUACUCUAACAAAUUUAAACGUACAACCUUUUUUUUUUUUCUUUUUUUUUCAAAAGGGAAAUAAAUGAUAUUUCUAGUUUUGAUCCAACCUCUGUUUUACUGUGCUGCUGCUCAUGUAUGGGUUGGUUAUUCAUGGUUUAUAUUGUAUUAAAAAGAUGAUAGUUCAUUAUACAUAACAUAUGCCUAUGCUUAACAGACCUUUUUUACUUUUUAACAAAUUAUUAACGUUUUGAUCACAUUUGAGUUAACCUUAUGCUAUAGUCUUAGACCUUGUGGAUAGAUGUCUAAUGGUAGCAUUACCAAACCGCUUGAUCACAACGAGAAAGAGACCGAUCUCGAUUUAUUCCAAUUCAGUAGACAGUCAGUAGACUCUAGAGAGGAGGCGGCAAGCGUGUUUGUCCUCUUUCUUUCAAUUCCUGAUAUGAUUUUGGCUUGCUUUUUAUGUAGUUGUUUGUAGUGUAUGUGAUGACAAUGUUCUUAAAUUGUGCACUAUGCAUGUCUUACUUGUUUUUGAGUAAGACAGUGUGUUGCUUUAGUUUUCAGCUGUCUCGUGUCUGAGCAGAGCAUUUUCAUUGACUUUAUACAAAGACGCUUACCCUGUCUCCGUAACCCUAUGGAGGUGUUCCUAGUGGUGAUAGGCAGGUGGGGAAUGAGUGGAGCUAUUUCCUCUGACAAUGGAGGAGCCACGCAUGUGUAACGGAGAAAGACCUGUCUUAUAACUGCUAGAUGAGUAUGUUCCUUUCCAUCUUAUCUAACCAGUUGAAUGCUUUGUUUUUUACUUUAAACUGUCAUUCAAAGUACCUGCAUUCUGCCAUUUAUUUAUUUAUAUAUAUAGAUAUAUAUCUAUAUCUUUUCCCAUACACCCAUAGUAUCUAUAGAAAUUGAGAACUUAAAGUAUUAACACUUGUAUAGCAGAUUUUUCAUGGGCUGUAUAUUGUGUACAUCAUUGCUUCAAUGCUUAAAGGGGCAGGCACUCAGCAGUUGCUACUCUCAGCAGUUGGUACCUUUAUAAAUGAAUGAUACGUAACCAUUGAUUCUUAAAGAAUAUAGCUUAUAUAAAUGCCUCAUGAGGUAAGUUCAACUGUCGUAACCCAUCAGAAGCCAAAAUAUAAGCUUAUUUUUUUCUCCAAUGUUUGUAAACAAAGUAAAUGUAAACAAACACUGUAGAGCCUAAAAACAUGGUUAAAACUAUACUUUUUAUAUAAUGGAUGGUCAGUCCUUGCAUCCAUAGCUCUUUGAAUUUGAGAGUGCUUACUAGUUCUCAGCGAUUAACCUAUGUUUUUGUAUUUUUUGUUAUUAACUAAUUGACCGACGUCAGUUCAAUUACUUGAAUUCCAUUUAAGUUUGUUUUAUUUGGGGGGUGGCCCCAACUCGUUGUUUUUCUUGAGAUAAAUCACAAGAGAAAUCAUGUCAGGAACUAUGUGGGACACUUGGCUGAAGGGAGUUGUAGUUUUCAUUAAGCAAACAUUCAACCUAGUUCAGCGGGAAAAAACGUGGUAAUUAACUACAAUGACCAUAAUCCAUUACGCCUGUUUUUUUCCGUCUUGGACCGAGAUGGAUACAAUUUACGCCUGCUAUGUUAGGUUAGAUACACACAGGCCACAUGAGAGAGGAAUGUACACAACACGACUACGAGAGAGACAGUUCGUGAAAGUAUGCCUUAUCUACUUUGAAAAACAAGUACAAUUAUUUAAUCAGACAGCUCUGCAGCACGCUUAGGCAGGCUAGCCUAGCUCAAAAAGGAUGACUACAGUAUGGGAAGCACAGAGAAUGUUUGCUGGCUGCUACUGCCUGAGCAGAGAAUAGGACAUUAAACAAUGAAAAAUAAUGAAGUCAUCAAAUAAAAACUAAGUAAUAUACACAUCUGAAAUGUUUUAUUUCAUAGUCAUUUUCUUUUGAUGUCAUACCUAAUGUGGACCUAAUGGAGACAAUGGAAUAUUUUCAAUUUUUCAGCAAUUGAAUGUUCACUCUUUUUGGCUUUGGAAUUUCCAUUAAAAAGCUCAAAAAUAUUGUCAUUAUUUGAUCAUGCAUUUAAUGUUUAAAUUUUUUUAUUGAAAUCAAAAAACGUUAUUUGUUAAUAAUCAAACUGAACUGACCUCAAAAAUCACUAAUCGUGCGGCGCUAGUGUUAACAUUUUUCCAUCCCCCAGUUUUUUUCCCCCCGAAACAGUGGUGGGGAGGACGCUUUGCUAUUGUUUCAACUGCUGAUUGCCGCUUUAAGCAUUGCAGAAGCAUUUCAAACGCAUUCUUUCGUAUUAUAACUCCCCCCAUAUUGCUUGUGGAACUGCUCAUACUCAAAGGUUAUAUGCUCUAUGCAGUAUAACCGUUUUGAUGUAUUAUAUUGUUGGAUAAUUAAAUGCAGAGAAUAUGCGUAGGGAAUGACCAUUGUGCAUGAAAAUCUCACUCAUCUGAUAUGUUUGUUACUGGGUCAAAAUGUACUGAGUAAUGGGUGCAUCUUCACCCUGAGUUCAAGGAUUUUGUGAGUAUCAAGGACUAUGUCCACGUGGUAUUUGAACUUAACAAGCAUAGAGAGAGUUGGUUUUGGAUGUUGAACAUAUUCAGAUCAAACUAUUUUCCAUUGCUUACCCACUGUUUUUAUGAAAACAAAAUCGUACAAACAGAAGCAUACCCACAACUCACUUGGUUUUACAAAAUGUCAAACAUAAUUUUAAUACAAUGCCUGCUAAACCAGGUGCCUUAAAAAAAUAAAUUGAAUCCAAACGUGAUCUACACCCUUCAAAGUCUUGAUGUUUUGUAUGGAUACAAGAUUUACUAUCUUUCUGCCCACUAUGCCAAGAAUUCUGACAUUUACUCUGUCUGGUGUUUUAACAGUGAUCUCGUGUACAGAUGAAAAUUGAUGCUGCUUUGCCUCAGACAGUUUUCGCAUCAGUGGAAUGUAGUCUUCCUUCAAAGGAUUCAAUAUGAGGAUAUGUUCAUACUCAGAGAUGUCCAGUGUAACAUUGGGUGGGAGAGACUAUCCAAUGUGUGCUGCAAUCAUGAUUCAGAGAAAUUUGAACUUUUUUGUAUGGUUGUCCUUAUUUCUGUAAACCUUUUUAUUUCUUUUGUAUUUAUGCUCAAAAUCAGUAAUUGUUGCACACGUUUGAAUUUUUUAAAUAUUUUUUUGCCUUUUCUACUUAGACCUUACCUACUUGCCAUACCAUUUAUUUUAUAUUUCAUUUGAAAUAUUUCCUCUAGUUUACCUAUAGAAAUUAUUUUAGAUAUUCAUGAUACCGCAGCGAGCUAUAUGUUCUUGCUGAAUUACAUUUAUCAGACCAGGAGCAUUCACCAAUGGUGAUUGAUUUAGUUGAGUUUUCUAUAGAACCUGUAGAUCUGCUUUGCAAAAACUGUCAAUUUACCAACCUAUUGUGUCCCCUCAAAAAUGAUCAAGAUAAUUGUGCCUCUUUGGUCCUCAUUAGACUACUAUUCCACAAACGGCUGGGUUUCACUUUACCCGGAGCAGUGUCACAUAUACAAGCAGAUGGCCUUUAGCAGCCGUUCUUAAAUGAAAAAACAAGGUUUGAAACAGCAACUCUUAAUGACACAUGUUGAGGUUUGCAUUGUUCAACAUAGAUUUAUGUUAACCAUGGAGUUCCAGGAAACAAACCUCGAUGUCUCCUAGUAAUUACGCAGGGGCAGGCGGCGUUUUAAACGUGGCAAAGCCUGUAUAACGCUUAAAGCGAUGGUGAAGUGGUGGGCAUCUGCACAAAUCCAGGUUCCUUGAUUUCACCAGAUUGCUCCAAAGUGCCACCACACAUUUCCCUUUAUAACUUAAGAUUGAAGGGGGCACUAAUUGGAGAGUGAGUUUAAAACAAAACAAUGCAAACAGCUGAUAGGAGGCACCACUCGCCAGCCAUGGUGCUGAAUCUCAAAGACGUACUUGAACUUCCUCAAGAGCUGCCACUCGGCCCCUGUUGCUGUGUUGGAACACUGCCUGAGGGGUGUUGCAACUCUUGACCAGUUCCCAGUGAACUUUGGACAGCGACUGACUGCUUUUUAAGACCUGCUGUAGCCACUGCAGUGUUGGUGUCAGUAAGACCUUGUCCUCAGUAAUGGUGGUCGACGACCGUGUUUUUUAAAAUUUAAUUGAAGUGGAUUGGCUGGUAGCUUUGAUAGGAUAAUACAUUUUUUUGGCUUCAGGAAAAGGCAUAGAGAUCGGUAAGGGUCACUAGGGCUGCUGGGCAGAGAUCUCUCAUCCCUUCACUGAAGUGUUGGAAUAUGUGUUCCUGCAUAGUACACAUGCAGACCAAUUCAAUGAUUACCAAUGACAUUGAGAAAACAGAUAUAACGCUCUUUCAAAGCACCAUAAACACAUCAUAUUCACACUGCAAUGAUUUACAUUUUCCUUCCAAACUUGCCAAAUUAUUUUUUGGGGAAAUCCAUACAACUCCCAAUGAGGACAAUUUUUAAAGAUAUCUCACCCAUUCUUAAAACUACACAAUUCAUACCCGUGAUGUAAUGCUUCUGAUGUUGUAUGGUAUUUCAAUAGAUAAUGUAGCAUGGGAACUUUAAGUAGUUAGUACUGUGUGUGUACUCCCCAAGUGAAAAAUAUUUGUCACAGUAGGAAGGCUGUAUUUCAUUGCUAAGUGCUCUGUAAUAAAUCUCUUGGGUGAUACUCAUAAACAAAUCUGUAUCCUGCUGAAACUAACAGUGACUUGAUCCUAUUAGAAAUGUCUAUAUUUGUAGUUCACAUAUAUGCCUGUUCAAAUUCAAUAAUAUCUUGACAGUUGUUAUAUUUAUGUUGUUUAAAUGUUGUGCUGGGUUUAUACUUUUGUCGUUCGAUCUCUUUCUCUUAUUUUUGUUUCCGUUUUUUUGGAGGCACAAUUAGUUGAACAGCUAUUGGAUAAGGAUCCUUGUAAAUGUACAGAUGUGAUGUAGGUUGGGUUCAGUUAUGAUUGAUUGGAAAAAUGUGUCUGCUUGUGUAAUUGUGCCUCUCCUUCAUUUAGUUUAGUUUUUUUAUCAUACUUUUUCUCACAGAAUUGUAUCAGCCAGGAGUUGGUACCACAGUUGUGGCUAGGUGGAGUAUAGCUAUGGACUGAAGUGACUUCACGUAGCAGGUUAGGAGAAUUCAUGUAGCAGGUUAAGAGAAUUAGGUUAAGGUUAAGAGAAUUAGGUUAAGGUUAGGAAAAGGGUAAGGGUUAGCAAAAAUGCUACAGCUGACCCCGAUGCGACUCGAACAUGCAACUUUUGGUCCAUAGCUGUACUCAAUCUAGCAACAACACAAUUUUGCUUGUAACCAUGAUUCUAUUGUCCAAUUCUAUUGUUGAUUUUAAUAUCAAAAUAAAAACAUUUGAAAAUCA
This is a messenger RNA of Salmo salar (Atlantic salmon), 15870 nucleotides long. Lineage: Eukaryota; Metazoa; Chordata; Actinopteri; Salmoniformes; Salmonidae. The record is from RefSeq and is a predicted model, not a curated record.